UUGAGUGAGACACAUAGAUGUUCCUGUAGCACAAGUAAAUAUUCUAAAACUUGCUAAGUACUAACUUUCCUUGAUAAUAUCCUGUAACAGCAAGAGCCAUGCUGUGUAUGUGAAAGAAAUGUAUCUUCUGUUUGUUUUUUACCUUCACUGUAUUCUAGUUGUUGCUGAAACUGUGGAUUUAACCAUUGAGUAAUGAUUUCCCAGUAUAACAGUCUUUAACAGAGUGAAAAAAAGCCUCUGCUAACUAGCUGUACUCAUAACCACAAGAGCUCAAUGAUAAUUGCCCUCGGUGUGUGAAUUGCAGGGAUUUUCUCUGGGUGUAUGCAUGGUGCUGUAAUUGUGGUUUGGUGUGGUUUUGCAGGAGCUGGCUUUAAAGUAGAGGAUAGUUAGUCAAGCCAUGGCAGCACAGAAUUCAAAACACUGCCCAGAAGCUGGAGAACUACAGAGACGUUAAGCUGGAGUAGUUCUCUUGCUGCUGCCUAGCCUGCUAGUGGGAAGAAAACGACCAAAACACCACUACCAAAACAAAACAUGUGCUUGUGUGCCUCUGUGCUCUGUGAUCAUAGAGAACUGCUUCUCUCAUAACUCACUUUCAGUGGAACACGGUCGUAUUUUAUGAUUGUUUUAUGAUGAUUACUCCUCCUGUGACAGCCAUACACUAUUGUGAUCCUCUGCUGAAAUGAGCAGAAGGUUCAGCUGGUAGCAGAGCAGAAGAUCUAUGCUGAGACUUGGAAAAGCUUUCUUUUGUGCCCAAUUGCAAUUUUUCUUUUAAGGAAAAUUUGAUACUUAAUACAGACUUAUGUUAGAAUGAGUUCUAAAUGAUGAGUUACUUAAUCUCACUGACUUCAGCUAUCUUCUGUUCUUCCCAGCUUAUUCCUUUACAACCAGUUCCUAGUCUCAUUUCUACUUUAUGUUUUAUUACAAAAAAAAAUACCUAAGUUUUCAUGUCUAACUUAGAAGUACAGCAGUAGUACAUUAAUGAGACCAGUAAGUCUUUAUCUGCCUAUAUGCUGUUACUUCUGUAAGCAUUUGGCUGGAUUUUCUCAUGUAGAAGUAGUAUCUGGACUGGCUCUAUGAAAAUAAGUUACCACCUGUUGAAGGGAAGUAGCUUUCCUGCUUUCUUCUCCUUCAGUCAGCCAGACAGUAUUUUACUGGCUAGUAAAGAAGUCUUAAAAGCAACUAAAUGGAAGAAAGAAAGCCUACAAUCAUGAGUCAGCAUCCUAGCUUUUGAUUAAAUUAGGAGUAAAUGAGCCAUCACACCAGUGCAGAUUACCCAGACUGGAGUGAUCUGUACUGAUAUCUUUAAUAGUCUGAAGGACUAUACCUGGUUAAAUUCUGCUUGGGUCGCUGUGUCUGUUUAUUGGAGAGAGGUGGGUGCUUAAGCAGUGUCUGAAUUGUCUUCAUUAAAGCUGCUAAAUUGCAUUGAUGAGGGCUCUUUAAAGCCAGCUUGCAGGAAACUCUGAAGCCAAAAUGCCUGGAUGGAAUUCAGGCUCCCUGAGUAUGGCCCUGUAAUCUUAACUGUGCUGCCUUUCAGGGAGGAGAUAGUGAGACUUACUGGUAGAUCAGUGCCUGGAUCAAUCCCUUGAGUUUCCCUGAAGUCAUAUGACUUUCCACCAGCAUAAAAACAAGCCUGAGACGCUAUGAGGGUAUAGCAAGAAGGGGCAAAGGUUGGCAGCUAGCUUGGUAAACAGCAAGGAGAAUAGUGGAGGUGGCAGGAGAUGGGAGAGUUGGAGGAUUUAGAAAGUCAGAUGCUUUGUAAGUCUGUGCUGUAAAGCAGAUUGGUGAAAUGGAUGGAGUUCAAAAAUGGCUUUUGAACAAGCCACCUGAUUUAUAAUGCAGCUCCACAAAGUUGCAGGAGAUGAAGAACUGCAGUGUGACCUCAGGAGCAAACAGUGACGGUGAAGCAUCUUGAAGUUACUUUGCCACUGAAGAUGAGGUCAGACGCUUAAAACAAGACAAUGGAUUGGGGAGCUCUGCAUACCAUUUUGGGAGGUGUAAACAAGCACUCUACCAGCAUUGGGAAGAUAUGGCUCACAGUCUUGUUCAUCUUCCGUAUCAUGAUCCUGGUGGUGGCUGCAGAAAGAGUCUGGGGAGAUGAACAAGAUGACUUUAUCUGCAACACUCUGCAACCUGGUUGCAAGAAUGUUUGCUACGAUCACUUUUUCCCCAUCUCUCACAUCAGACUCUGGGCCCUGCAGCUGAUCUUUGUUUCCACACCUGCGUUGCUGGUGGCCAUGCAUGUAGCUUACAGGAGGCAUGAGAAGAAAAGGCAGUUCAUAAAGGGAAGCCAGAAAUGCGAAUACAAGGACAUUGAAGAAAUAAGAAGACAGAGGUUUCAUAUUGAUGGCUCCUUGUGGUGGACAUACACAAGCAGCAUCUUCUUCAGACUGGUCUUUGAAGCAGUCUUCAUGUAUGCAUUUUAUUUCAUGUACGAUGGGUUCAGAAUGCCUCGCUUAAUGAAGUGUAGUGCUUGGCCCUGCCCCAACACAGUAGACUGCUUUGUUUCUCGACCUACUGAAAAGACGGUGUUUACUAUUUUCAUGAUUGCUGUGUCCAGCAUUUGCAUUCUUUUAAAUGUGGCUGAAUUAUGUUACUUAUUGGCAAAAUUUUUCCUCAGAAGGUCUAAGAAAGCUGGAAAUGCAAAACAUCACCCCAACCAUGAGAAUAAGGAAGAAACCAAACAAAAUGAAAUGAAUGAGUUGAUAUCCGAUAGCUGUCAGAACACAGUUAUAGGGUUUACAAGUAGCUAAGGUGGUGUCAAUGCUGAUGUUCACUCUUUUUGGAGUGACUGUUCUUUGUUUAAAGGCUGCAGAUGAAAUUUGUUACAUGAACCAGUUUAAGUUGGGGGAGGCUUUGAUAUGUAGUGUCAGGUGUCAAUUAUGCACAUGACUGAAAAAAAGUCAAGGCAGCCUAACCAUGUGAAAAUUGCGUUGAGGAUUAAAUAGGAAAGGCUAUUUUCCUAUGAGUACCUUUACACAGCAAGUGGGAAACCCACUAGUACCUUCAUGCUGACACAGCUCCCUGAAAACUACAUGCAACAGCAAUAAGAACAAAAUUCUUUCCGUGCUAGAUAUUCUAGUAUUACAAAAUAUUUUGUAAUAGUAAUAGUUUUUACUUGUGAACUGACAAUUAAAGUAUUUUCUAAUAUAAAAGAUUCCAUGUUACUUAAGGUGUUAUAAUACGCAACUGACUGUUCUGUUUCUUAACCAGGUAUAUGCAGAUGAACCUUGUGAUACCAUAUUCAUAGGGAGGAGACAGCGAUAGACUACAUCCUUACAGCUUUACAAGUGCUGCUUGAGUCUGGACAGGUAGCUUGAGACAUUUUCGUACGUGCUGCUGUAGGGGAAGUUGUGUGAAAGCCUGCCCCAUGUAGUGUGGAUAACCGAGGUAGUAAUGUCCUGAGUGCAAAAUCAUGCCUAAAAACCAGCAUGACAAUAUAGAUACAGCCUAAGUAGACUUGCUUUAAACAUCUAGCAGACCUGGCUAUCUUUUAAUUGCAUACUGCCAGUUUUAUAGCAACAUAAAUAACUUUAUGUAAAUGUUUAUUUCUCUAACGUAUUAGUUGUAUUUGUUUCUUUAUGCUGUAUCACAUCAUGGAACUGUUUUGGUUUUGAUUUGUUUGCUUUUUUUAUUGUGGUAGACUGAUGGUGCUGUUAUAAAACUAGGGGCUUUUUUUGUUUGAAGGACAUGGAAAAGUGUCACUGGAAGAGGAACCAGUCUUCUGAAUAAAAAGCAAACACUUUAAACUUU
Messenger RNA from Cuculus canorus (common cuckoo), 3750 nucleotides. Its product is annotated as gap junction beta-6 protein. The transcript has 3 exons. Bases 1959 to 2750 code for a protein of 263 amino acids. Gene Ontology annotation, biological process: cell communication. Lineage: Eukaryota; Metazoa; Chordata; Aves; Cuculiformes; Cuculidae. The record is from RefSeq and is a predicted model, not a curated record. Gene Ontology annotation, cellular component: connexin complex.